Corticium candelabrum is the source of this 1797-nucleotide messenger RNA. RefSeq lists its product as uncharacterized. Gene Ontology annotation, biological process: proteolysis. Gene Ontology annotation, molecular function: zinc ion binding; aspartic-type endopeptidase activity; nucleic acid binding. The transcript has a single exon. The record is from RefSeq and is a predicted model, not a curated record. NCBI's taxonomy places the organism in Eukaryota, Metazoa, Porifera, Homoscleromorpha, Homosclerophorida, Plakinidae. The coding region runs from base 1 to 1797 and encodes 598 amino acids.
AUGCUACAGAUGCAAUGGCAAGGGCACGUUCCUGAUAAGUGUCAUAUGAAAUCAAGAGAGUGCUAUUUAUGUCACAAGAAGGGACAUAUCGCAAAAGCCUGCCGGAGUAAGAAGCAAGGCGAUUUUAAGAACAGGAGCGGAGCAACGGGUACCAAGAAUACAAAGUACCAGAAACAAGCCACGUUACAAGUGGAAGAAGAGGAAGUAUGUUCACUUUAUGGUCUGGGAGGUCAGGAUGCAAUCAAAGUCAAUAUGACUGUAGCUGGACGAGAAUUAGAGCUGAUUGUUGACACGGGUGCAACUAUUGCCGUGAUUCCCAGGGAGACCUAUGAGAAACAACUAUCUCAUGUCAAACUCCAGAGCAGCAACGUGAAAUUACAGUCAUAUUGUGGACAGGCAUUGUCUGUACGCGGAGAAGCUGUAGUACCAGUACGCUACAGAGAUCAAGAAAUACGAGGUAGAGUAGUUGUCGUCAAUGCUGCAAAUAAGCCAGCAGUGCUUGGCAGGAAUUGGUUGUCACAACUCAAGUUGGACUGGGCAUCUUUAUUUAGCUUGAAUGUCCUGGAUCCUGUACACGAGUUUUCUGAGUUAUUCAAGGAAGGAAUGGGAAAGCUGCAAGGAGUGCAAGCGAAAAUUACUUUGAGUGCCAAUGCAAGGCCAGUCUUUCAUAAGGCAAGACAAGUACCAUUUGCGUUACAAGCUGAAGUAGAUACUGAAAUCAAUCACUUAGUCAGAGAAGGAGUACUGACACCUGUAGAUCAGAGCGAGUGGGCUUCGCCGAUAGUAGUGGUGAGGAAAUCUGACGGCAGUAUCAGAUUGUGUGGUGACUACAAAGUAACCAUCAAUGAAUAUUUGGGAAAUAUUGAGUAUCCCACACCAAAUGCUCAAGAUUUAUUUGCUACUUUAGCGGGUGGUCAACGAUUUACCAGGCUUGAUCUAAAGCAAGCUUACCAACAAAUGGAAGUGGAUACCGGGAGCCAAGAGUAUUUAACCAUAAAUACUAGGAAGGGUUUGUUUACUUAUACCAGAAUGCCUUUUGGUAUACGAACAGCACCAAGUAUUUUCCGGAAAACUAUGGAUAUGAUAUUGUCUGGAAUACCAGGAGUUUGUUGUUUUUUCGAUGACAUACUGAUUGUCGGUUCAACUGAUGCUGAGCACGAUGCAAGAGUGAGGCAAGUAUUACAACACCUAAAGCAAAGAGGAGUCCGGCUAAAGAAGGACAAAUGUGAAUUUGGUCAGUCUGAGGUGACAUACUUAGGUCACAGGGUAGAUCACGAAGGUCUGAAGCCUACAGAAGACAAGGUCAAGGCUAUCAGGGAAGCACCUGAGCCAAGAAAUGUGACUGAGUUGAAGGCAUUUCUGGGGCUGUUGAACUAUUACAGCCAUUUCUUACCGAAUCUGUCGAAUACUCUACAAGCUUUGUAUGAGUUACUUCAAAAAGGAAAACAGUGGAGAUGGACAAGGAAACACAGGGCCGCAUUCAAUGCAGCAAAGAACAAGUUAUUACAGUCUGGUUUUCUUGCGCACUAUGAUUUGUCUCGACCAGUCAAGCUCAAAUGUGACGCAUCCCCAUAUGGAAUAGGAGUCUGUUUGAGUCACGAGUUUGAGGAUGGAUCGGAGAGACCAGUGGCAUUUGCUUCACGGACACUGUCAUCAGCAGAAAAGGGCUACGCCCAAAUAGAGCGUGAAGCACUGGCAAUCAUUUUUCGGCUUUCGUCAUUUCCACAAGUUCCUCAUUGGUCAAAGAUUUACACUAGUGACAGAUCACAAACCUUUGGUCAAAAUUCUGGGACCUAA